Molecule: messenger RNA, 2259 nt
Organism: Symsagittifera roscoffensis
Lineage: Eukaryota; Metazoa; Xenacoelomorpha; Acoela; Convolutidae
Product: actin-binding LIM protein 2-like
Exons: 2
Coding region: 42-1883 (613 amino acids)
Biological process (GO): cytoskeleton organization; lamellipodium assembly
Cellular component (GO): actin cytoskeleton
Molecular function (GO): actin filament binding
Source: RefSeq, a predicted model, not a curated record
GUUAUGUAUAUUCAAGUAAGCAAUAUUAGGUGCAAUAUUAUAUGAAGUCGGGCGGACCGAUGCAGCACGAAAGAGUUCAUUUCCAGGAAGACCUCCCAAAAAGGAGAGACCUGUUUCGCCCAGACGCGACAGGGGCUGAUACGGAUAGUCUUCUGUCCUCGCAAUCGAGUAGUUCGGCCGCUGAAAGUGCGAGUGUCGGAAAUAUAGGGGAAUCGCCGUUCCGAGUAACUAAAUCCCAUAUUGGAAUCACUUCUCGUGCUCGUGUUUCUUGCAAAUCAUGCAGAAAAAGGUGUGUUGGCCAAGUUGUCCAGACAGUUCCUGCAAUUGAAGAGAGCUCCUCUGGUUUCGAAUCUUGUCCUGACUCUGGCUUGGAUCAAAGUGGAAAGAGAUCCAGUUACUCUAGGCUGCAGAGUAGCUUCUACCACGUGAAAUGUUUCUGCUGCUCAGUGUGCAAAACAACUUUAGUUGAAACUACAGGCGUGGGCAGGGGAGGCGAGGGAGACGAUAGUGGAUAUUUCGUGAAAGAUGACAGAUUGUUUUGUCCGAAACACUACCAGAUAUUGUAUGGGGAGAGAUGCACAGCGUGUUACAGCUAUCUCACAGGGGAGAUCAUGGCUGUACUGGGUAGGAAAUACCACAGUAGUUGUCUCGCCUGUUCUACAUGUGGAAGUGGGAUAAAGCCGAAUGAGAGAGUCAGUACAAUGGGAGCCACAGGUGCUACUGGUCACGAUAUUCUGUGCAGUCACUGUACCAAAACCGUCUGCAAUCAAGAUUUCGAUUUAAGUACUUCUCUCAGAUGUGCAGGAUGUCACAGUGCGGACAUGCGGUGUGGAGACACAAUUCUGGCCAUGGGCUACAGCUUCCAUGCCUGGUGCUUCAAAUGCGUACAAUGUAACUCUCUUCUGGAUGGACUAUACUUCCACUACCGCGACGCUGCAGCCGAACGCCAACAAAAUUCUACGCAUUUGUCCCGCUCAAGCGGAGACCAAACGAGCUCGCAGAAAUCGUCAGCCGCGACUCCGAAGGCGUUAUGCCCUAGUUGCUUCUAUGUGAAUAACUGUUCUCGUUGUUUCAACUGCGACGGCCCUAUAGAUCCUGGCGAGCAAAGACUGGAAAUUGGGAAUCGAAGUUUACACGAUCAAGUGUUUUCGUUUCACCCAAAUUGUGCCAAGUGUCACAACUGUCACCUUUGUUUUUCGGAAGGAGAGCAAAUAGAAGUGAAGAAUUAUCUGACCAAUGAUGGUGGGAGGGGUCUACUAGGUGGACGAAAAUUGUUUAUGCAUAGUGACUGUUCGCACUCAUUAUCGCGUAGAGCGAUCGAGACCAUGGACUUCGAUUUAAGCUUAGAGGAGCGAGGCAGUCACACCUCAUUUAGAAGAAUGCUCAAAACAGUGCCAGACCAACUGAGAUCACAUUCGAACAGACGGUCUUGGGCGACACCUUCCACUAGUUGCUCGUCAGUUGAGAACUAUUUCCCCAAGACUGGGUCACAGUACAGACUGAGUUAUUUGGAACCACGAAAUAUGGCCACAUGCGGGGGCACCUAUUUCAACUCUCUCUACUGUCGCUUUGUAGUGGCCAGUAUGGGGCGAGUGAGCAAGCAGGAAAAGACACUCCACUACCUCUCUCUCAGGUUCCACGAAGAGAAAGAGGUGCCAGUGGAGCCGUCAGGCAAGUACAAAGACACCGGGAUCCCAAUAUACCCCAAAGAGGUUCUAUUCACUAUGAACAAAGUCAUGCCAAAGGGAGUUUGUAGGAGUAAACUAGAGGCACAUCUAUCGGACGGCGAUUUCUUUUCCCUGUUCAAAAUGAGCAGAGAAGAAUUCUAUCGGCUUCCCACCUGGAAGCAGAAUUUCCUCAAGAAGAUGCACAAUUUGUUCUAAUUUUUAUCUAUCCUAAUUGCAAUCAAAUAAUUCCUCAAUAUAAGCUCCAUAUCUUCGCUCACUAAAUAUUCUAUAAAGCUACUGUAAUAAGAUGUUCAUCAAGUAGAUUUAAUUUUGAAGCCAUCGGGAUAUUGCCGUGUUUUAAACGGCUAUUUCUGGCGGCUUUAAAAAGUCAUCGGAGAUCAGUAUCUUGACCGAUAUUCUCAGUAUGCGAGCUUUUAAUAGUGCCAAAAAUAAUCAAAAUUAUUCGCUCUGCAAGUUCAGGGAACAUUAAGCUUUUCAAUAUCUCAAACAGCUAAAAUAUGAAAUCAAAUAAUAAAUUAUUGAAAAUGCAUUGAUACCGCACUCAUUUUUUUCUUGGACAAAUUCUGUUCUU